This is a messenger RNA of Eublepharis macularius, 1149 nucleotides long. Its product is annotated as probable G-protein coupled receptor 33. Lineage: Eukaryota; Metazoa; Chordata; Lepidosauria; Squamata; Eublepharidae. The transcript has a single exon. Gene Ontology annotation, cellular component: plasma membrane. The record is from RefSeq and is a predicted model, not a curated record. The coding region runs from base 1 to 1149 and encodes 382 amino acids. Gene Ontology annotation, biological process: complement receptor mediated signaling pathway; positive regulation of cytosolic calcium ion concentration; phospholipase C-activating G protein-coupled receptor signaling pathway. Gene Ontology annotation, molecular function: complement receptor activity; G protein-coupled receptor activity.
AUGGCAAUCCUGUUCUUCCACCAAUUCAGCCUCUUUUCAAUCUUUCUCCAGGGCCUCAUGGAAACAGGCAAUGGGACUGUCCUUUUGGAGAAUAUUUCAACCCCAAGAGUGCCUGACAGCUAUUCGCAAGACAAAAUGACUUUUUUGAGCCUGGCACUUGGCAUUUUUACCUUGGUGUCCUUACUGGUGGGGACCGUUUCCAACAGCCUCUUCCUUUGGGUGCUGGGAGUGAAGAUGAAGAGGACGGUGAACACGCUCUGGUUCUCACAUCUGAUUCUCACCUACUUACUUUUCUGCGUCUCCCUGCCUUUCUUUGGUGUCUACAGCAUCCUUGGUUUCCACUGGGUCUUUGGGAUAGUGGUUUGCAAGCUUAUUGUUUCCUUAUUUUCACUGACAAUGUUCACCACGGUCUUCCUCCUCACCAUCAUCAGCCUCGACCGCUAUCUGCUCAUCUGCCGCCCUGUCUGGUCCCAGCACAAUCGCACAAUUCCACAGGCACGGAGACUGGUCACGGGAGUAUGGCUGUCUUCCUUUACUCUCAGCGCUCCUUACCUUGUUUUCCAGGAGACACGAGAAGAGAAGGGCAGGAUCAAGUGUUCCAGCAAUUUCGCUUUCUCCAGUGACUGGGAUGGGCCUGAGACACAGGCCUUGAGGGUGCGUGUUCACUUAGCUCUUUUUGUGGUCCGCUUCCUGCUGGCCUUCUUGUUUCCCUUCCUGAUCAUCGUGAGUUGCCACUGUAGGAUGGGCUGGGAAAUGAAGAAGAAAAAGUUGGUUAGGAACAGAAAGCCUUUCAGAGUCCUGGUGGCCGCCGUGGCCUCGUUCUUCAUCUGCUGGCUUCCUUACCAUCUCUAUCACGGAUCACCAACACACUGGGAAUCGUUUACAGCAAUACGAUGGGGGUUUCGGGUGACGAUGUUCAUUGGAGAGUGUUUCAAUUUCUGUUUCACGCCCAUUCUCUAUCUGUUUGUCGGGGAGAAAUUCCAGCAGGUCUUCAAGACAUCCAUCCUCGCUUUGCUUAGGAGAGGCUUUACGGAUAUUCCCAUCAUACCCACGGACGAUACCAAUGCUGACAAGGAGGGCCAUCAAACCAGUAGCAUCAGCAGCUCGGAGCUGAAGAUUGCUAGUGGAAACAAUCAGCCAUCACCCUGA